Triplophysa dalaica is the source of this 2436-nucleotide messenger RNA. RefSeq names its product syntaxin-10 (gene stx10). The record is from RefSeq and is a predicted model, not a curated record. Bases 60 to 803 code for a protein of 247 amino acids. Gene Ontology annotation, cellular component: membrane. The transcript is spliced from 7 exons. Lineage: Eukaryota; Metazoa; Chordata; Actinopteri; Cypriniformes; Nemacheilidae. Gene Ontology annotation, biological process: Golgi vesicle transport.
UUUUAACAUAGUAUGCCUUGCCUUUAACUUCACGUAGCUCCCGCAACCGAGGGGCUAAUAUGUCGAUGGAAGAUCCUUUUUUCGUAGUUAAAGGUGAGGUGCAGAAGGCCCUGUCCAAAGCACAGGGGCUGUAUGACCGCUGGGAGGAGCUUCUCCAGGAUGAGACACCUGUCAGUCGAGAUGAGUUGGACUGGAGCACCAAUGAACUCCGUAACUGCCUGAGAGCCAUCGAUUGGGACUUAGAGGACUUGCAUGAAACCAUAAGUAUUGUGGAAGCAAACCCUGGAAAGUUCCGGUUAGGAGAGCAUGAACUACAGGAGAGGAAAGACUUUGUGGAGCGAACGCGAAAAUCUGUCGAGCUGAUGAAGGAUCAGCUCGCCAGCCCUUCGGCUGUGGCCCAGGCAGAGAGGAAGAACAAACAGGCUCUGCUGGGGGCCACAGCAAAAGAUCGCCAUGCCGGCCUGGAGCCCCAUCUGGUGUCUGCAAACUCCAGAUACAUUCAGGAGCAACAGGAACAACAGCAGCUUAUCGUGCUGGACCAGGAUGAGAAGUUGGAGUUGGUAUCUGGCAGUAUCCGUGUCCUAAAGGACAUGUCCAACAGGAUAGGAGACGAGCUGGAUGAGCAGUCUGUUAUGCUUGGUGAAUUUAGUGAGGAAAUGGACCAGACCGGUUCUAGAAUGGACUCCGUGUUGAAGAAAAUGGAGAAGGUUUCACACAUGACCAGCAGUCGGAGGCAGUGGUGUGCUAUCGGAGUUCUUGUAAUCAUUCUGAUUGUGGUUCUCAUCCUGUUUUUCGCAAUUUAAACCAGACUUUGUUCCAGUUUGGCCUUUCACAUGCCAGAAUCCUCCUGAGUCUGAAGAGGAAAACACCGAUUUGUCCACGUUCGCUUCAGUUUUUCUUUGUGAGAAAGAGAUCUGCUAUUUUUAUAUUCCUCCUUUGCCUUUUGUUUUUAUCUAUAACCCAAAUGUUUAUUUCUGACCCCCGCUGUCACUUUGACUGCCUUGGAUUCGACUCCAAAAGGUGCUGAGAUGGAAGUUAAUAGUUAUAUUUCUUCAUUGUUUCAUUAUGGUACAAAGCUCAGUCGUGGUGAGGUGUUUGAUAUUGCCUUGUUUUAUCUUCAUGUGUUUUAUUUUAGUUUUCAAAUUGAUAAGAUCGUGAUAUGUAUACCCUUCAAAGACACUUGCAUUAGUGGUUGGUUUCCAAAACCAAAAGUGUAAGAUAUCAAUACGCAGUUAAAGCACAAUGUAACCCUAUAAAUCUGUAAUAGUCACUGGAAGAUAUUUUAUAAAAACCCUGUUCCUGUCAGUCUAUGGAGUAAUUCAUACAGGAACAUAAUAUUAUAUAUAACAGUGGCUUAGAAGCUUAUUCAGUUACAUGGGUUAAAAGAGGUCAAGAGACAUUUUGCACAGUUUGCCCUUCGUUCAUUUAUUUAUCUUACAUCUUUACUGCAUCAUCUUUGUAGUCUUAACAAAUAACAUCUUGCUGACAUUUUUAUAGUGGGAAAAGUCACCUAACUUGCCUGCACUUGAACUCUUGAAUUUUUCUGGAAGUGCUGCAUGCCGAAGCAUUUAGAGUAUUACCUGCUUUAAAUUUUAGUUAAACGAGUAACUUCGUAAAUUUGACUGUAAAGUUGGAAAGUUUUAACAGAGACAUUCUUCAAAGCUUUCACUUCAUGCUGCAGUGAAAUUUCAUACUCAAAUCAUUUUUUAAAAGAACACGCUGGUAGCCAAAGUUUUUAAGUAAUCGCAGUCUAAAGCAGUGAGAUACAAUGUAUGUUCUGGUUUUGACUGAUAUUAACCGUCUGAGCUCCUUACAAGCCCUACAAUUAUGACCAUCAUUUAACUGUUAUUGACCUUCUGUCGUUGCCAGAGAUUGGAUGUUAUAAAGUGCCCGUCUGUGGGCAUGAUAUCGAGCAUAUUGUACUCAUGUUCUUAUGCCAAUGAGUUGCUUCCAAAUCAAAGUGUUAGGACACUAUGUGUCUGUGGGUGAAUGUACUUUGUUUAAUAUAAAGCCCGUGUUAAACCGUGUCUUAUUUCAGUUGAAUUCAUACAAGAUUUUAGUUUAUUGUAAAAUAACUAACCCUUAAAAACAAUAUAAUCUACUUUGUAAGCCCUAAUGAUUGUCAAUACCCACUGUCAUUCAAAAAGUGGAACAUUACUAAACUUUUUACCUCUUACCUCAUAUAGGGAGAUUUGGUACGCAUUUGAUUUUAAUGUGUAAAGCAAUGACUGGUGUCAUUUAUGUGCUGCCAAAGUAUGAAUGAUUGAAUUCGAAUUCCCUUGUCGUUUGUAUUUGUAUACGACUGUAUUAUAUGAAAUGUUUGCCGUUAUAUUGGCACCUUGGGAGUCCAGAUGGGUAACUGAAUAAACCAUAUGCAUUUGACACACAUUCCAUUUUUUCCAGACGAAUGAUACAUUAAAACAACCAAUCAAAAUG